Molecule: messenger RNA, 7603 nt
Organism: Polyodon spathula (Mississippi paddlefish)
Lineage: Eukaryota; Metazoa; Chordata; Actinopteri; Acipenseriformes; Polyodontidae
Product: serine/threonine-protein kinase WNK3-like
Exons: 24
Coding region: 298-7452 (2384 amino acids)
Biological process (GO): positive regulation of sodium ion transmembrane transporter activity; monoatomic ion homeostasis; protein phosphorylation
Cellular component (GO): cytosol; cytoplasm
Molecular function (GO): ATP binding; chloride channel inhibitor activity; potassium channel inhibitor activity
Source: RefSeq, a predicted model, not a curated record
AUUUGAAGAAGUCUCUGUAUCCGCUUAUGUAUUUUUCUCUCUCGCACUCUCUCUCUCACUUUCUAGCGAAACUAAAACCGUACAUAUUUUUUUAAAUUAAAAAAAAAUUCAAAAAUAAUAAAUCUAUUUUCUAACAGUUUUAAGAAGCAAAAGUUACACCACAAGUUUACAAGUUGCUGACAGGAUGUCGUGAGGGAGGAAAGGAGAGAGCGAGACAGUCGACUGGAGGAGGAGAGGACGGGGUGUUUAGGCAACAAGAGAGACAGAGAGAGUGUGAAAGAGAGGAGGAGGAAGACGAUGGCGACAGACGCGGGCGAACCAGCAGGCACUGAGGAACCGGAAAAAACUGAUGGAGUGAGUGUGGAGAAGAGGAAGGUGCAGGAGAGAGAAGGGGGCAUCGAGAGCAGCCCUGGGGGCAACAGGAACGGCGCUGGAGCGGCCUUGGUCCUUCUGACCUCCACUUGCAGCGUGCCGGUCCCCGCUUCAACCCCUCCGUCUUCCCCUUCCUUGAGGAUAAAGAUGCCUGCCUCCCACGGCGGGGUGGAGACUCGUGAGGCAGUGGGGGUCUCCUGUAGUGGCGGGAGAGAGAACAACAAGCGUUUCUUUCGCAAGAGCGUGGAGCUGUGCGAGGAGGAGGAGGAGGAGGAGGAGAGAGAAAUCGCUAAACAGGGCUGCACUGGCACGGAGAGCUCGGACAGCGUGUUUGCCAGCAGCCCCGGGGCCCCGCUGUCUUCAGCAGCUCCACCUGCAGCCCGCGGCCCCCGGGAACCCCCCGGUAAAGACAGAGCGGCCGACACCGGCUCAGCUGCUGCCAUCGCGGCCGCCAGGGUGCGGACAGAGAAGGAGCUGGAGGAGGAGGCGGAGAUGAAGGCAGUGGCCACCUCGCCCGGGGGCCGGUUUCUCAAGUUCGACAUUGAGCUGGGCAGGGGAGCCUUCAAGACCGUCUACAAGGGGCUGGACACUGACACCUGGGUGGAGGUGGCCUGGUGCGAGCUGCAGGAUCGGAAGCUGACCAAAGCAGAGCAGCAGCGCUUCAAGGAGGAGGCGGAGAUGCUGAAGGGGCUCCAGCACCCCAAUAUUGUGCGUUUCUACGAUUCGUGGGAGUCCUCUCUGAAGGGGAAGAAGUGCAUCGUCCUGGUAACUGAGCUCAUGACCUCCGGCACCCUCAAGACGUACCUGAAACGCUUCAAGGUGAUGAAGCCCAAGGUCCUCCGUAGCUGGUGCAGGCAGAUCCUCAAGGGCCUUCACUUCCUGCACACGAGGACCCCUCCCAUCAUCCACCGGGACCUGAAGUGCGACAACAUCUUCAUCACCGGUCCCACGGGGUCCGUGAAGAUCGGGGACCUGGGCCUGGCCACCCUCAUGAGGACCUCCUUCGCCAAGAGCGUGAUCGGCACCCCUGAGUUCAUGGCUCCAGAGAUGUACGAGGAGCACUAUGAUGAGUCUGUGGAUGUCUACGCCUUCGGCAUGUGCAUGCUGGAGAUGGCCACUUCAGAAUACCCGUACUCCGAGUGCCAGAACGCAGCCCAGAUCUACCGCAAGGUCACCAGCGGCAUCAAACCCGCCAGCUUCGAGAAGGUGAGCGACCCAGAGAUAAAGGAGAUCAUUGGGGGGUGCAUCCGGCAGAACAAAAGUGAGAGACUCUCUAUAAAGGACCUGCUGACCCACGCGUUCUUCGCGGAGGACACCGGGGUGCGUGUGGAGCUGGCAGAGGACGAUGAUGGGGUGAAGGACUCCCUGGCCCUGCGGAUCUGGGUGGAGGACCCCAAGAAGCUGAAAGGGAAGCACAAAGACAACGAGGCCAUCGAGUUCAGCUACGACCUGGAGAAUGACCUGCCAGAGGGGGUGACACAGGAGAUGGUGAAAUCGGGUUUCUUCAACGAGAGCGACUCCAAGGUCGUGGCGAAGUCGAUCCGCGACCGGGUCACGCUGAUCAAGAAGUCCCGCGAGACGCGGCAGCUGCUGCGCGGCUACGAGGAGCGUCGCGACUCCCAGACCCCCUCGCUCGGGGGCGGCGUGUCCACCUCCUCCCAGCUCAGCGGCCUGCUGCCCUCCCUCAGCCAGCCUGCAGGGGGCGUGGCGGCGGUGCCCGUGACCGGAGGGACCCUGGGAGACGGUGAGGAUCUCACUGAGGUGGACCAGCAUGUGAGGCAGCAGCAGCAGAAGCAGCUUGGGCAGACCUCCACUCUCACAGGUGACGGUACUGGGGAGAGCUGUGCCGGUCCCGCUGUUUUCUCGGACCCCGGCGCUGAGCAGCUCCUCUGCGGACACCACCAGGUUCCCAGCAUGCAGCAGGCUGAUCCGGGCUCGCAGAAGCAGUACCAGCAGGGUCACCAGCCACACCAACAACAGCCGGGCAGCUACCAGCAGGGCACUGUGAUGACAGGGGCUGGAUACUGUCAGCAGCAGAUCGUGCAGCAACUACAGACACAGGGUUACACCCAGCUCCAGAGCCCUGUCAUGAACACAGCCCCAGCAGCACAGCUGCCACUCAGCAUCCCUGUUCAGCAGCACCCUGAUGCCCCCCAGCAGCCUCACGGGAUGGAGGGGCAGCCCCUAGCCCAGCUGCCAUCGCAGGCAGGGUCUGGCACGAUCCAGCUGGACUCUUCCACCGGCUCGGCACCUGCCGCCUCCACCACAAACCCCAGCCCCAGCCUGAUGGCUCUCCCCCAGCCUCAGCCACAGGCUUUCCAGACCGGAGCGUGCCCCCAGGCAGGGGGUCCUGGACCGACGGCUACAGCUGUCGUGGAUCCCAGUGAUCCUGCUUGGGUUGCACCACAACAAAGUGUCCUGCAGCCACCACAUCAAGCUCCAACAGCACAGGUAGCCCAACACCAGUCCGACUCCUUGCAGAUUCAGCAGGCUUUAAUGCAGCAGCAGCAGCAGCAGGCUUUCUUGUCUCAGCAGCCGUCGCAUUUGCAAUUGCAUGGAGGUUUGACCGAGUCGCAAGUACAGCACCAGCAGCAGCAAAUAAUUCCCGGGCCACCUCCAGCCCAGAAGCACCCUUCUGUGGUUCAGGACUCCUUGCAGCUUCAACAGGCCUUAAUGCAGCAACACAUCAAGCAGCAGCAGCAGUACUUAGUGCAACAGCAGAUGGAUCCCCAGGCUUUCGUAUCACAGCAGCAGCAGCGGGGACAGCAAGCCGCGUCGACGGGGCACGCCGCACAGUUUCAGGCAGAGCAGCGUUAUUUACUACAGCAGGCGCAGCUCGGCUACCAACAGCAGCAGCCAUCGCAGCAGCACCAGGCAACAGGCGGGCCGGUACCGGCACAGCAGCCAUCGCAGCAGCACCAGGCAACAGGCGGGCCGGUACCGGCACAGCAGCCAUCGCAGCAGCACCAGGCAACAGGCGGGCCGGUACCGGCACAGCAGCCAUCGCAGCAGCACCAGGCAACAGGCGGGCCGGUACCGGCACAGCAGCCAUCGCAGCAGCACCAGGCAACAGGCGGGCCGGUACCGGCACAGCAGCCAUCGCAGCAGCACCAGGCAACAGGCGGGCCGGUACCGGCACAGCAGCCAUCGCCGGCUGUAGUUCAGCGGGGCCAGCUGCCAGCGGCCGGACUGACCCCGCAGGUCGCACAGCAGCCUCAGCGACAGGACCUGCAGCAGCAGCAGCAGCAGCAAGCGGCCCACCUUCAGCAGGACCUGUUGCGAUGGCAGCCAGCUCAGUUACAGGCUCAGCAGCCACCCGUCCAGCGGCAACAGCCCAGUCAAGCUGAACAGGGUCUGCAGCAGCAGACUGUGUUAAAAUCUCAACAGCCACCGAUGGUUCAGCUGCAGCAAGCCCACUUCCAACGACAGCUGGGUCAAGAUCAGCAAAAUGUGUCAUUACAGCAGCAGCAGCCUGACCCUGUCCCUCAGCAACGCCACCUUCAGCUCCAGCACCCCGUGACUGUCCCUCUGUACAGCCAGGUAGUGGCGGGGGUCCCCCCCACGCAGCCCGCGCCCGCGGCUGCAGCAGCUCCGCCCUGCCUGGGCAGCGCAGCAGCCCGGCCCCCCCAGCAGCAGGCAUUUGAGAGCCAGCAGUCGGGGGCUCAGGCCUUGCCGCCGCCACCCCUCCUCAGCCCCUCUCGCCUCGCCCUGCCUGCUUCCGACCCGGGGGGCGGCUGCCGUGCUGCCCCGGGACAGUGUUCUCCGCCACAGUCUGCGGAUCGACAGGAGACCCCCGUGCCCGCCCCCGUGCCCGCUCCUGACGCCAGUCCCGUCCCUCAGCCCGCUGCUGGAGCUGCCCCCGCCGAUAGCGGCCUAGUUGAGGAGCUGAGGGCUCAGCGCACAAGGAGAGAAAGCUUGGAUCAGUCAUGGCAAAAACAAGACUCUGUCCUCGGAGGCCCGCUGGAUGUGCAGAGCACUGCGAUGGUGGAGGAGGAGGCCGGGGGGAAUGGCAAGUUAGACAAACCCAAACCACAGAGGAGGACGUCCUGCCAGAGAGCAGACAAGAGCACCCGCUUCCAACUCACCAUGCUGCGGGUCUCCUCGAGUGGAGACAACAUGGUGGAGUGCCAGCUGGAGACACACAAUAACAAGAUGGUGACCUUCAAGUUCGACAUCGACGGAGACGCACUCGAGGACAUUGCAGAGUACAUGGUGGAGGAGGACUUUGUGCUGGACCUGGAGAAGGAGAAGUUUGUGGAGGAGCUUCACUGCAUCGUGGCUCAGGCCCUGGAGAUCCUGCAGACUGGAUCCACAGAGCAGCUUCAGAUGAACCCACCUCCCCCACCUCAGCUGGAUUCCUCCCAGUCCUCCCCAGUAGGUCGCUGGCGGUUCUUCAUCAACCAGACCAUCAGACACCGUGAGUCCCAGUCUGGCCAGGGUGCCCCCAUGACCCCUGCUGGAGACUCUGCAGAACUGCAGCCUGGAGGUGAUGACACUGCUGCAGCUGAAGAGGGCAAGCACAUGGCCAGCCAGCCUCUACCUGGCUCUGCAGCGCUCCCUGACCCCUCCGCUACCACGACUGCUGCUCCAGCUGCUGCACCUGCUGCAGGGGGGGUCUUGCAGGCUGGGGUGGGGGGUCCCCAAACCCGCGCCGCCGCGAUCGAAGGAGGGGAAACAACGACCACCCCGGCAGGGCCUCGACGAAGCAGCGCAGAAGAAUGCGCCCCCAUCCCGGUGGGCCCCUCGGCCGCACCCGAACAAGAAGAAUCAGAGCUGAACCAGGGUCCCGUUCGCGCCCGCAGCGCCACCCCGGAGCCUUGCGUUCAGCCCCUUGCCCUGACCCCCGUGGAACCCCUGGAGCCACCCCAGAACCAGGGCGGGACCCCCGCUUCCAACCCCAGCCCGGCCCAGCCCUCCUCGGUGCCGGAGUCGGACGGGGAGGGCCCCCCGAAGAUGGAUUUCGUGGACAACCGCAUCAAGACUCUGGACGAGAAGCUGCGGACCCUGCUGUACCCGGAGCACAGCGGGACAGGGGCCCCCGCCGGCUCGGUGCCCCCCCUGACUGCCUCGGAAGAGGGCCCUGGGGGGGAGGAGGCCGUCCCGGACUCGAAGCCUUCCUCCUCCUCCUCCUCCAGGUCAUCCUCCUGCUCGGACCUCACCGCGGUCACCGCCAGUCAGGGGCCGGAGGUCACCGAGGACGGGAGGGCAGCGCUUCAGAUUCCUGACCCCGCGGAGAGGGAAGGGGCAGAUCUCGCUGGCCCCUCCCAGCCUGCGGUGAAUCAGCUGCCCCCUCCCUGCUCUUUCUCCUGCCCGCUCUUCGGCCGAGACUCCCCCUCCGCAGCGGCCAGGGCUCUGCCCGUUGAGCCGGCGGUGCUUGCGAUCCUCCCCCACUCUGAAGCCUCUUCCCCUGCAGACCCAGGCCAGGGAGCCCUCAGAGCUGGAGCACACAAGCUGCAAGCAGGAGGUGGAUAUUUUGGCCUAAGCUUUACUUGUCCUAGUCUCAGAAACCCUGUUAGCAAGAAAUCGUGGAGUCGCAAAUUGAAAAGCUGGGCUUACAAGCUGCACUCGAGCAGCCUUUUCAAGAGGUCAAGAGUCCGUCAAGAGGGCAGUGUGCGCCACGCUGGUGAACUCUUUGAAUCGACCUCGGAGCGCAGUGAGGGGCCCGACGCUGACCCCAGCCCUGCCAGAGAGGGGCCCCAGCAGAGGGGUCGCUUCCAGGUCACGACUGUGCUACAAGAAGCCACACCCACUCCCCCUAGAUCUGCAGAUGAGGGGUCCCCCGAACAGAACGGGGGUUCGGAGGAGACUAGGGGGGCCCUGGAAUUCACCGGGGACUCACGGGAGCAGGAGAAGACGACGGGCCGGUUCUCAGUGAGGCGAGCCCUGGGACCAGAGCAGCAGAACCAGGGUCCUGGGGAAACAGACAGCUCCUCCGUCACCCCAGAGCGUGACUCAGAGUCCAGAUCGACCUCCUCCUCCUCCUCCUCCUCCUCAAAGUCAGGGGGCUGGGCCAGCCCACCACAGCCCAGCACAGACCGGGUGAGCCCCCCCAGGGCCUGCCCCCCCCAGCAGGAGCAGGGGACCCCGAGGCUGCCCUCCUCCUCCUCCCCCCCCUUCAGCAGCGACGAGGAAUCGGAGGAUCUGAGGAGAGAGCUGCACACGCUCAGAGAGAAGCACAUCCAGGAGGUUGUGACUCUCCAAGCCCAGCAGAACCGGGAGCUGCAGCAGCUGUACAUGCAGCUCCACCAGCUGAAGGGGUGCAAGACCCCCCCGGCGCCCCACGGGCUGCCCUCGCAGUGCCCAUCUCCUCGCCGGCCGCGCUCUGCCAAGGGGAAGCUACGCAGCCGCCCCCAGUCACUCACGCAGAACGACAAUGGGCUGCUCAACACUGGUGCCCAGCCAAUCUGCUGCCCCUCUGCUCCCUCCUCUUGCCUGCUCACCCACUCCUCUUCCUCCUCCUCCUCGCUCUUCGAUUCCCACAUGAACGUCCAGGAGACCCUGCAGAGCCUUGGCUGCCAGCAGGGAGUCACAGAGCAAGGUCCUGUGAUGUGCAGCAAUGCCAACGUCUGCCAGCAGGGCUCUGCCAAUAAGAAGGGCACGUUCACGGAUGAGCUGCACAAGCUGGUUGAUGAUUGGACGAAGGAGACGAUGGGCACCGCCCACACGAAGCCCAGCCUGAACCAGAUCAAGCAGAUUCAACAGAAGCAGGAGAUCGGUGUGUGGAGCAAACCUCUCGAGGGUUCUCCAGCUGGGUGGUUCUCGUCUGUGACCCCAGUCCCAGUCCCUUCCAUCCCAAUCCAGACUGGUACCUCCCCAUCCUCUUCCUCCUCCUCCUCCUCCUCCUCCUCCUCCUCCUCCUCCUUCCCAGCAGCCCCUCCUGCAGUAGCCUUGUACCCAGCUCCGCACCCGUGUACCUACAGCACAGGAAGUAGCGGCUACCCAGCACAACCCUGGACAGGAAGCCCAGCUGUUUCCCCCCUACAGAGCCAGCAACAGCAGCAGCAGCAGCAACUGCCUGCCAGCCAGCUCCCCUCCACUGGGAACGGGAUACACGGCCGGGGGCAGCCUGGACCCAAGUAGCCGAGAGGAGAGAGGGCAGGAGUGAGGGGAGAGGGGAGGGGAGAGGGCAGAUGUGAGCUCUAGGGGGUGGGCAAGGAGAGAGCCUGCCUGCCUGUAUUAUGGUAUUAUGGAAGUGUAGUGUGCCAACGCUGGGGGUGGGGGGGGUUUGUGU